AUGGGCCGAAAGAAGUCAAAACUUCUCCGUCGAGACCCUAGUGCCAAGGUUAGAAGGUUUGGAAAACUAGAGAAGGAGUUCAAUUGUCCAUUCUGCAAUCAUGAUAAAACAGUACAAAUUAAAUUAUCGCAUCAGAAAGGGAUUGCCUCGCUGAAUUGCUUAGUUUGCACUGUAACUUUCUCUAUGGAAAUAACCCAUUUGGAUGAAGCAGUGGAUGUUUACUCAGAGUGGAUCGAUCGUUGCAGGGAAGCAAACGUCAAUGAUGCUGGCAGUAAAGGCCAGUCUAAUAGUGGCAUUGAUUUGGAAUCCUCAACUGAUAAGGGGGAGUAUGUUGACAGGCAAAAGGCCGUAAGGAAGAUGAAGCUCAACGAAGAAAGUGAACAAAUAGGUGAAACAUUUAAAAAUGACUCCUUUGGUACAAAUGUCAACGUCAAUGAGGAGGAUUAUGAAGAGAAGGAAGAGGAGAUGCCGUCUCGGAAGAGAUUGACUAAAAAUGCAGUGAGCAGCGGUCUCUUCGAUGAUGACUAA
Messenger RNA from Babesia microti strain RI, 528 nucleotides. Its product is annotated as Transcription elongation factor 1 homolog. Lineage: Eukaryota; Apicomplexa; Aconoidasida; Piroplasmida; Babesiidae. The record is from RefSeq and is a predicted model, not a curated record. The coding region runs from base 1 to 528 and encodes 175 amino acids. Gene Ontology annotation, molecular function: RNA polymerase II complex binding. Gene Ontology annotation, biological process: transcription elongation by RNA polymerase II. The transcript is spliced from 2 exons. Gene Ontology annotation, cellular component: transcription elongation factor complex.